AAACAAAGGGCUUCAAUAGUAAGUUGAGAUACUGACCAGGUGAAGCGAGUUGAGCGCAGCGGAAAGCAGACCCCCAAGAGCAAUGCAACGAACACCCUCUAAGCGAGGAUUCAAAGUGGGUAUAAAGACAGGGUUCUCGUAGCCCAAACAGAGACGGCCGCCGUCGCCUUUACCCCAAGCCGACGUCAAACGAACCGCCAUUCCCGCGGAUUUCUUCAAUACCGCCACCGAGAUGGGCGGAGGAACCUCUGCCGCUGUACAGAAUCCGGUUACCUUUCUUCUAGAUCUAUGGCUUAGCCAUAGAGAUUGGUUGUCUCCCAAUGAAGUCAUCAAAAUCAUCCAACAAAUCAGGGAUCCUCCCGCUGUGCUCGCGUUCAUCCACCAAUGGUCCAAUCGCAAGGACUACAAACCCAACAAAGAAAUCUACACUCUGGUUGUGUCCAGGCUUGCGGAGGGGUGUUUGUUUGAUGAUAUUGAAACAGUGAUGCUGAGAAUAAAAGCCGAGAGGAAUUUUCGGUUGUCCGAUGAGUUUUUCUACCAUGUUAUCAAGAUUUAUGGCAAUGUUGCUGGGCGUAUAGGUAAAGCGAUUGAAACCCUUUUCGAUAUGCCUAAUUAUAACUGCUGGCCGAGUGUUAAAACCUUUAAUUUUGUGCUUAAUUUGCUUGUUUCGGCGAAGAUGUUUGACGUUGUUCAUGAGGUGUAUAUGGGUGCUCCUAAGUUGGGGAUUGAGAUUGAUGCUUGUUGUCUUAAUAUACUCAUCAAAGGGUUGUGUGAGAGUGGGAAUUUCAAUGCUGCACUCAAGGUGUUCGAUGAAUUUCCUCAACAAAAGUGUAGGCCAAAUGUAAGAACAUUCUCAACGCUUAUGCAUGCAUUGUGUGACAAUGGUGAACUAGAGAGAGCAUCUGAGCUUUUCUCUAAAAUGGAAAACGAAGGUGUUUGUCCAGAUACUAUAACGUUUAACAUAUUGAUUUCGGGUCUUAGAAAGCAGAAGAGGAUUGAAGAGGCCAUAGAACUUUUGGAGAGAAUGAAGCUUAAAGGCUGCUACCCCAAUGCAGGGACUUAUCAAGAGGUUUUGUAUGGCCUGCUCGACUCGGGUAGGUUGAUCGAGGCAAAGGAUUGUAUGCGUCGGAUGAUUUUGGAUGGUAUGGACCCAAGCUUUGUUUCUUAUAAGAAAUUGUUGUCUGGGUUAUGCAAGAAGAACUUGACUGAGGAUGUUGAUUGGGUUCUAAAGCAGAUGGUUAUGCAAGGUUUCAUCCCGAAAAUGGAGAUGUGGAAAGCGAUUUUACGCUGUACGUUAGCAGGAAAUGAAGAUUACAGUGAUGCCACUGGUAAAGUAAUCGAAAAAUUGUGAUGCAAUGAUGUUCAUCUCGGUAUAACUGAAAA
This is a messenger RNA of Cucurbita maxima (winter squash), 1383 nucleotides long. RefSeq names its product pentatricopeptide repeat-containing protein At3g14580, mitochondrial. The transcript has 2 exons. NCBI's taxonomy places the organism in Eukaryota, Viridiplantae, Streptophyta, Magnoliopsida, Cucurbitales, Cucurbitaceae. Gene Ontology annotation, molecular function: protein binding. The record is from RefSeq and is a predicted model, not a curated record. The coding region runs from base 233 to 1351 and encodes 372 amino acids.